GUUUAAAAUAAACAUAGUUAAACAACAACUUAAACUGCGUUUAAAUGUUAGAAUAUAAAGUUUUUAACAAUAAAACGACUAAAAUGAACAAAAAAACGUGAUUAUUAUGUUUAAAUAGAAACAAAUAAACUGAAGAAGUGAUGGGUUUACGAUUUUGGCAUUAAUUAGACGAUUAUCUAAUAUAAAUGGUGACAAUUUUUUUUUUUUGAAAAAAAAGUGCCCUAAAUUAACGAAACCUAGUUUUAAAUGCAAUGAACAUAAUUUAUUAAUAACGUGUUAAAAAGAAACAAUAAUAAAAAAAAGACUUUUGUUUAAAUAAAACCCAUCAACUAUUGGGGUCUGUGGCUUCAAACAUGUUUUAACGAUCGUUAAACCAACCAGUUGCAAUUUUAAGCACGUUCACUUAGCCAAGUUUACAAGACGUAUGAAUGGUCGGAAAAAACCCUCUUUAGUGUUUCGAAGAGCAUUAUUACAACAUCUUUAAAUUGUGUAUUUUUGAAAGAAAAAAACUCAUAACACGUUCAAUGAACGAUUAUUGAAAACAAAAACAACAUAAGUUUAAGCCAAUGGUUUAAGAAAACCUUUAAGUUUUUCCCCUUUGUUAGUUAAAGUAAAAACUAUUGGACGCCACUAAGUUGUACAACCAAAUAGAAAAAUUUUAAACCGUUAAAGCAACGACCUUGAAAAUAAAGCACGUAAAGAAGAAGAAAGAGAAGAAGUAAAAAAUAACUAAAAUAAACAUAAACAAACAAAAGUCAAAACUUUUGAAAAAAAGAUUUAAACAAAAUCAAAAACCCACAAAACGUUAAGAGUUGUAAUAGAAAGUGAAAGUUAAGAAACUUAAACUUUUAAGUUUAAUAUUUCUUUCUCGGUUUUGGUACAAAAAAAAAAAAAAACAUAGUGGGGAAGCUGUGUUAAACUAUUAUAUUUGCAAUUGAUUGCAAAAAAAACCAAAGCAAAAGUUUUAGAUUACCAACUCUCUACUACACGUAAACGGUGAUCUUGCAGCAGAAAACAACAGGCAAGCAACCAACUACAGCAAACGAUCGUUAAUAGAUAAUUGAAGUUCAAGUUGUGUUGAAAAUAAAACCAGCAAUACAACACAAGUAAUUAAAUAACAAUUUAAAAAAUAACAACAACAAAAACAUAUUUUGUAAUAUUAAAUUUCAUUAAAAGAAAAAAUUUAAAAAAGUAACGUUAAAAAAUCCAAGUGUUUCUUAUAGAAACGUGUUAAAUUAAAGAAAAAACAACAACAACAAAAACAACAAUAUGAGUGAAUCUAUUAAAGAAGAAUCUAACUUAAACAUUAUGCCUCAACCGGAAGAAGUUAUACAACUGGAAACAGCUAAGGAUAACAACAACAGCAGCAGCUGCAGCAGCAACAGCAUCAACAACGAUACCUGUGAGAUACGCAGUCAACAUAUUAAAAAUGCUCAUACAUUUUUGGUCACCACUGUAAGAACACAAGAAACUAUAACCACAACCACAGAAACACAACUAAACAAUAGUGAUCAACUAAAAGCAGUACCUGUUCUUAACAACACACUCUCCAAAGAGGAAAAACCUUGUUGCAGUAGUUCUUGUUCUUCUCCGGAAUGUUCUACAAAAGCUAUAGUUCCUUUAUCUUCAUCUUUACCUUCUAAACUUUUAAGAUUUCAUGCUAAAAAGUCUGCUCAAUCUUUGUUGCAGCGUCUAGAGUCACAGGAACAAUCUGUCGAUUCACAGUUUGAUAGUGAUGAGGGUUUGACAGCGGGCUUUAGUGGUUGUAGUAGUAAUAAUGGUGAAGAUUAUAUAUCGCAAGAUAGUUGUGAUUCUUUGGAAGAUUUGCCAGAACCAACAGCUCCUGCCAUGUCACCACCACCGCCACGUAAUUCGCCAUCCACCGAUAAUAUUGAUGAGAAAAUAGAUGUUGGUAUGGGUUCUUCAAUAGAAGGUUCCGAAGAAUCUGAAGAAGAUGAUGAGUUAAAGCCAUUGGCAGUGGAUAAUCAUGUUUUACAUGAAAUAGAUCUAAGAUCUAGUACCAGCACCACUACCAGUAGUUCUUUAAGCUCGAAUGCGCCCAUUUCAACAGCCGUUUUAAGCGAUAAAGUCCAUGAGAAAACCUCCAACAAUACGGCAGUCUUAAGUGAGGCCAAUUUGGAAAAAUUCCGUAAACAUCAGACGGUGGCACAAGCUCAUCCCAUAAUGGAUAAUAUAUAUUUACAUCCAAAUUUUAAAUAUGAUUUCCAAACAAAAGAAACAACUAACGAUAACACGUCUAAAAUGGCUGAAAAUAACAAUUCACCAGUUUUAGAAACUAAACGUAUACAUCGCUCCUUCUUAACUAUGAAGAAAACGGAACCAUUAACAUCCGAAAAAGCCAAUUCGGUAGUAUCUCAAGCCACCUCAGCCUCGGGUGAUAAGACUCUCAUCAAUGAAAUAGAUAAUCUAGAUCCAGCUCUAAUACCCAGUGAUGAUUUGGCAGCCGAAAUAGCCGAUGCUGUGGAAUAUUAUUUCUCUAAUGAUAGCAUACUCAAAGAUGCCUUCCUACUUAAACAUGUUAAGCGCAACAAGGAGGGUUAUGUUAGUCUGAAAUUGGUAUCUAGCUUUAAGCGUGUUAGACAAUUGACCAAGGACUGGAAGGUGGUGGGUAAUGCGGUAAGACGUAAAUCGCACAAAAUAGAACUCAACGAUGUGGGCACCAAGGUAAGACGUAUUGAAGCUUUACCCAAUUUCGAUGAGACCAUGCCUUCACGCACAAUAGUGGCUUGUGAUUUGCCCUUAGAUAAAUUGAGCAUAGAAAAGGUUUCCGAUAUAUUCUCUAAAUGUGGUGAAAUAGCUUUGAUACGUAUUUUAAAACCCGGCAUGGCCAUACCGGUAGAUGUGCGUCAAUUUAUGAAUAAAUAUCCGGAAAUGCAACAAAAAGAAUGCGCUUUAGUGGAAUAUUUAGAAUCGUCAUCGGCUAGAGAAGCUAGAAACUUGCAGGGACCUUUUAAGGUUUACGAAAUGGUGGCUCCUAAAAAGAAAACUGGCAAAAAGGCUGUCAUACAGGUUUCAGCUCCGGUUGUACGCAUGGUGGAGAAUUAUCGCUAUUUCAACGAUCAUAGCUAUGAACGUACAAGAGGUGGCAGUUUCAGUGGUAUGCCAGUGCAAGAUAUUGAUUUACGCUAUAGAUUGAAACGUAAUAAUUCAGAUUUUGCCACCAAAGCCUAUAAUAAUGAUGUUCAUCAAUCCUAUGGACCAACAGUGGCAGCUCCGCACUAUCAUAAUACCGCUACUACAGGUUAUACACCAUCACAUCGUGGUAGUUUUGGCAGUGAUCAUCAUGUACAUCAACCUCAACAACAACAUCAUCAGCAACAUCAAGGUCAUCAUCCAGUAACGGGACAUUAUCAACACCGCGGUAGUAUAAAUCAAGAUGUCCUAUCCAAUCAACCAACACCUUCAUCUCCCGGUACGAAUAACACGAAUUUCUUUGCUUAUACACCACGCAGAUAUAGCAACACCUCGACUAUAUCGGCUCAUACAGCCAACAAUAACAGCAUUAAUAAUAUUGACGCCUCAGUCAUGACCACCAAGCCGACACACACGAAUCUAAGCAACAUUUCUAAUAACACUAGUAGUAACUCCCAUAAUCUGGUAAGACGUCUGUCGAAUUGUUCACAAGAAGGUUAUGCCGAUGCCGUAAGACGUUCAUCAAAUUGUUCGGAAAAUGCACCACAAAGACGUGAUUCCAAUUGUUCCGAUAAUUGUCCCUGUACAAGACGUAUUUCUGAUUUUGGCCAAAACGAAGUAUAUCGCAAAACUUCUCAGGGUUCUAUAGGUAGUGGUGGAGAGAGACGUUUCUCUAAUGGUUCUAUGCAAUUCGAAAGAACCUUUUCGAAUGGCAGUGAUAUGAGUAAUCAUUUUCAACGACGCCCUUCUAAUGAUUUCAAUCUGGAGCGUAAGCAAUCGUUGGAAACUCAAACUGGUUCACCUUAUGAUGAUCCUAAUGUGGGAGGCGGUGGUGGUGGUUAUAAUGUCUUUCCACGCCGCUAUUCCAAUAAUUUCAAUAAUAAUAUUAACAGCAAAUUGGCUGCCUAUGAUAAUGCUCAGUACAUCAAUGGCCGACGUAUAUCCACCGAUUCUGGUUAUGAUCGUCGUUUUUCCUUUGGUUCGGAAUAUGAGGGUUCACCACGUUCACGUACUAAUAGUUUUCUUAAUAACUAUAAACAUGGCAUCAAUGACUAUGAUGGUCAACCACGUUCACGUACCGGUAGUUUUCUAGAUGGUUCACCACGCUCUCGUUCGGGAUCGUUUGCUACACGUACUGCUGAACAUUUGGUGCGUACACCUAUGGGACCGGAUGGUAGUAAGGGUUUUGGUUCAAGGGCUCGUAAAUUUGAUCAAACUAUUUCACCAGUUUAGGUGGAUGUCUAUAUAUACAUAUAUAUGUAUAUGUAUGUAUAGCUGUAUGGGUAAGAAUUUGUAUUAAACAAAAGUGUUCAUUUUGUAUUGUUUUUACUUUAAAUUAAAAAAAAUUUGUUGUUUAAGCAGGACUUUGAAAGUUAAAACUAAAAAAUGGCUGUUAUUCCUUAAAACAUCCUUCCCUUUUAUAUAUAAAACGAUUAAUUAUAAAUUUUUAAUAUUUUUUUAAAUAUUUUUUUUUGUUAAUUAUUUUAUGAGAAAAAUUGCAGUGUUUUUAAAUUAAUAGUU
Lucilia cuprina (Australian sheep blowfly) is the source of this 4674-nucleotide messenger RNA. RefSeq lists its product as uncharacterized. The coding region runs from base 1270 to 4386 and encodes 1038 amino acids. The record is from RefSeq and is a predicted model, not a curated record. Lineage: Eukaryota; Metazoa; Arthropoda; Insecta; Diptera; Calliphoridae. Gene Ontology annotation, cellular component: nucleus. Gene Ontology annotation, molecular function: mRNA binding. The transcript has a single exon.